This is a messenger RNA of Loxodonta africana (African savanna elephant), 824 nucleotides long. It is a transcript of the gene PSMG3, whose product is annotated as proteasome assembly chaperone 3. Gene Ontology annotation, biological process: proteasome assembly. The record is from RefSeq and is a predicted model, not a curated record. NCBI's taxonomy places the organism in Eukaryota, Metazoa, Chordata, Mammalia, Proboscidea, Elephantidae. The transcript is spliced from 3 exons. Bases 98 to 466 code for a protein of 122 amino acids.
GGCGGGCCCUCGUCGCACACGCUGAGCCACUUCCGGGCGCGGCGCGGGAGCCGGUGAGCUCAGCACUAACUAAAGCUGCCAUAGAAGACGCCCAGCCAUGGAAGACAAACCGUUGGUGGUCUCGAAACAGAGGAGAGAAGUGUUGUGUGGCGUCCCCACCCAGGUGGUGUGCACGGCCUUCAGCAGCCACAUCCUAGUGGUGGUGACGCAGUUUGGGAAGAUGGGGACCCUGGUCUCCCUGGAGCCCAGCGAAGUGGCUAGUGACAUCAGCAAGCCCAUGCUUACCACCAAAGUCCUUCUCGGGCAGGAUGAGCCUCUCAUCCACGUCUUUGCAAAGAACCUGGUGACGUUCGUGUCUCAAGAAGCUGGGAACAAAGCAGUUCUCCUGGCUGUGGCUGUGAAGGACAGGAGCAUGGAGGGGGUGAAAGCCUUGCGGGAGGUGAUUCGGACAUGCCAGGUAUGGUGAGGGGGCCCAUAGGGCCCGACCACCCUCCUGCUCACCAAGAUCAAGGGAAGACGCAGGCCCCCUCACAAUGGUUGGAAGACAUCUUCAGCCACAACCAGGAGCCCUUGAAGCCAGAAACAAUACUCAGGUGUCGGGCAGGCUCCACUUUGCUUGGUCACCGAUAUCAGCCUUGGGAGGGGAAAGGAGUGGAACAUGGCUGGGGGCUUGUGAAUGGUUUUCACCGGGGUCCGAGUCAUUGCACAUACUUGAGAAUUGAGAAGGUGACUCACCGGGUGUGAUUCACGGCCCUCCAUGUACUAUUGUGUCAGUCGUGGGAAGAAGUUUUCUUUUUAUCAAAAAUAAAUAUGCCUCCAGUAUA